This is a messenger RNA of Eriocheir sinensis (Chinese mitten crab), 3548 nucleotides long. RefSeq names its product xanthine dehydrogenase/oxidase-like. The transcript has 23 exons. Lineage: Eukaryota; Metazoa; Arthropoda; Malacostraca; Decapoda; Varunidae. Gene Ontology annotation, molecular function: iron ion binding; FAD binding; oxidoreductase activity. The record is from RefSeq and is a predicted model, not a curated record. Bases 48 to 3152 code for a protein of 1034 amino acids.
ACGGUGGGUCAUACACUGAGUACAUCUACACGGGCGACAUCCCAGAGAUGAGUGUUGUGCAGCCGUCUACCGAGGCUCUUGUGUUUGGUGCCAAUGUCUCCAUCACUCGCCUCAUGGAACAGUUCGCCAGUGCCAGUGCCUCCCUGGCAGGGUUCAGCUAUGUCAGCCAGCUGGCAGAGACCUGGAAGUACCUUGCCAACACCUCCGUCAGGAAUCUGGGCAGCUGGGCAGGAAACCUUGCCACCAAAGUGAAUCACCCUGAUUUCCCAUCUGACCUCUUUGUGGGUUUGCUGGCCGCCGGUGCCACCGUCACAACAGUGAGCACCGACGGCAGCAGCAGCCAGCACACCCUGGAGCAGCUGCUGGCGCUGGACCUGGUGGGCAGCCGUCAGGUCAUCCUGGAGCUGCGUCUGCCGCCGCUGGGUGAUGAUGUUAUCUUCAGGACCAUCAAGGUGCGGCCAAGGACCACCACUGCCCUGGCUGACGUCACUGCCGGCUUCAAGCUGAGAGUAGACACAGCUGCUGCUCACACCGUGCUGGACACGCCCGUCAUUGUUUACGGCGGCAUCAGUCCAACCUUUGUUCGGGCCACAGCCACGGAGGCGGCCCUGGCAGGGAAGAGCCUGGAGGACGAGGCUGUGCUGCAGGAGGCCCUGGCAGCGUUGGCCUCCGAGGUUGUGCCUGACAGCCAGCCGGCUGGGACCACACCAGAGUACAAGGUGUCCCUCACCCAGACACUGCUGUACAGGACGGUGCUGGGCAUCCUCGGUGACACGGCCAGCAGUGCAGUGCUGAGUGGCGGCAGCGACCUGCAGCGCCCCGUGUCCAGUGCACAGCAGAUCUUCCCACCGAACGCAGACACAUGGCCCGUGGGAGAACCCGUGCCCAAGAUUGAGGCACCCAUCCAGUGCAGUGGCGAGGCAGAGUACACCCAACAGUUCCCUGCCCUGCCCGGAGAGCUCUAUGGCCUCUUUGUCACCUCCACACAGGCCAACGCACACAUUGCCUCCAUCGAUGCCUCGGCUGCCCUGGCCAUCUCAGGGGUUGUGGCCUUCGUGAGUGCUGUCGACAUUCCCGGCGUCAACAACCUCCUGUCCUUUGCUGCUUUCUCUGGGCCUGAUACCACUCAACCUGUGUUUGCCAGUGACCGCGUCGGCUACUAUGGCCAGCCGCUGGGCCUGAUUGUGGCUACCGGCCGAAGUGCAGCAUAUGCUGGCAGGGCGGCCGUGCAAGUCACCUACGAUGACAUCCAGCCCCCCGUCCUGACCGUCCAAGAGGCGCUCGCCCAGCCUCUCCCACCCAACCAGUACUCUCCAGUUGUUGUGGGUGACGUGGCAGCUGGGUUUGCUGCCUCCACCCACAUCAUUGAGGGAGCCAUGGAGAGGGGCGGACAGUUCCACUUCCACAUGGAGACUCAGGUGACAGUGGUGAACCCGACCGACAUCGGCUUUGAUGUGCACAGCUCCAGCCAGUGGUUGUCGGAGACCCAGCAAGCCAUCGCCCAGGUGCUGGGCAUCCCAGACAACAAGGUGAAUGUGUCCUGCAAGCGCCUGGGUGGAGCCUUUGGGGCCAAGAUUGACCAGUGUAACAUUGUGUCUACGGCUGCCGCUGUGGCCGCCUACAAGACACGCCAGCCGGUGCGCCUCCAGCUGAGCCUGAGUGACAACAUGACCAUCAUUGGCGGCAGGGAACCUUACUUCUGCACAUACAAGGUCGGGGUUGAUGAUGCUGGGGUGCUGCAGGCCAUCCAGGCGACCCUGACCGCAGACUCUGGCUACCUGGGUGUGGAUGUGAGCAGUCCUGGGGCGGUGGUCACCCUGCCCUCCUGCUAUGCCUGCCCCAACUGGGAGCUCACACCCCAGUAUGUCCUCACCAACACCCCGAUCACCACCUGGUGCCGCACCCCUGGCACAGUGGAGGGCAUCACCUUUAUGGAGAACAUGAUGGACCACGUGGCGGCACAGCUGGGCCUCGACCCGCUGGAGGUGCGGCAGAAAAAUCUCAUGCCCGAUGGCAGCACAAGGCACAUCAACAAGCAGGUCAUCCAAAUCCGCUCCCGCAUGGCUAUCAAAGACCUGGAGGAUGUGCCAGAAAAGGUGACCAUUCCCAGGAACCUCAUCUCAGACAUGAUCACCCAGUUACUGACCACUGCGGAGGUGGAGCAGCGCAGUGCAGAGGUGGCUCAGUUCAACCAGGACAACUUGUGGAAGAAGCGCGGCCUGCAUGUGACGCCAAUGCUGUGGCCGUACAUGGUGAGCCCAGUGUACCCCUUCAGUGUGCUAGUCACCCUCAGCGCUCGGGACGGCUCCGUAACCAUCACUCACGGCGGGGCGGAGAUGGGCCAGGGACUCAACACCAAGGUGGCGCAGGUGGCGGCCUACGAGCUUGGCAUCCCUCUGAACACCAUCAACUUCCUGCCGUCCAACACGCACAGCAACGCCAACAGUUCCGUCACUGGCGGCUCCCUCGGCUCGGACAUCUGCUCUUACUGCGUCGGGGAGGCGUGCAAGAUGAUCAAGGCUCGUCUGGACGCCUACCAGAUAGAGGCCGGCCUGGUGGACCCCACGUGGCAGAAGCUGGUCUCUGACGCUUACUUCAGUGGCGUUGACAUCUCCGAGCGAUAUGUGAAUGGCAGCGGUGAGGUGGAGAGCUACGCGGUGUUUGGCGUGGCCUGCUCUGAGGUGGAGCUGGACGUCCUCACGGGGCAGUUCCUGGUGAAGCGCACUGACAUCCUGGAGGACGCCGGCCGUGCCCUCAGUCCCCUGGUGGACAUCGGGCAGAUCGAGGGAGCCUUUGUGAUGGGGCAGGGACUCUUCACCACCGAGAAGGUUGUCUUUGAUGCCACCAGCGGCAAGAGGCUGACUGACAGUGUGUGGACCUACCACCUCCCCUAUGCCCUAGACAUCCCGGCAGACUUCCGCGUGACUCUCCUUCAGGAUGCUCCCAACCCUGUCGGCGUGCAGUCCUCCAAGGUGACAUCUGAGCCGCCGCUGUGCCUGUCCUACUCAGUUCUAGCAGCGCUGCGUCAGGCCGUGACCAGCGCCAGGCAGGACGCAGGCACCACCGGCUGGUUCCAGAUGGACACUCCAAUGACCACCGAGAGCCUGCAGCAGCUGUGUCUUGUGGAUGCUGCUCGCCUCACCCUUGCCUAACACCCUCCUCCACCCCUGCAUGCAUCGGAGGCUGUGAGAAAGGAAGAGCUGUGCAGGAGAUGGGUUAUGCAUGCAAGAGUGGGAGAUGCAGACUGGAUUGGGAAAUGGUAAAACAAAAAAAAGGAAGAACUGCACAUGAAAUGGGUUAUGUAUGUAACAGUGGGAGUGCAAACUGGAUUAGGAAAUGGUAAAACAGGAGAAGGUUUUGCAUGUGAGAGAGGAAAGUGCAGACUGGAAUAGGAAAUAGUAGAACAGAGAAAGAAAGAGCUGUGCAUGAGACGGGUUAUGCAUGUGAGAAUUGGAAAUACAGACUGGAUUAGGAAAUGGUGAAACAGGAGAAGGUUAUCCAUGUGAGAGAGGAAAGUGCAGACUGGAUUAGAAAAUGUUAAAGCAGAG